AUGCCUCCAAAGAGGAAAAAUGAUGCUGUGCUUAAGGUGGAAGACGUUGGGAUGGAGGUUGAUGCUGUGAUAGACAGUGGAAGUGAAGAUGAAGCCAGGAGGAGAAGUAAAAACAGAAGAGUCAAGCCACAACGUAGAGCCAAACGGGUCAGUGAUGAUGAAGAAGAUGAGGAGGAUGAGGACGAAGCACCACGGAAAAGAGGGCGAAAGAAGAGGGCUAAGCCCCGAGACAGUGACGAAGACAACGAGGAAGACAACCGGAGUGUGAAAAGCAGAGGAUCAAAAGCGUCCAGGAGGAGAGCUGCCAAGGAGGACAGCGAUGAAGACAGCGAAGACAACCAGGAGAAAAGGAAAAAAGGAGGGAGAGCAGUGUCCAAAAAGGAGAAGGAGGAGCAGAAUAAGGAGAAGAAGGGAAAUGUUAAAGGGAAAGAAGGGAAGGACAAAGAUGAUGAGAAGGGCAAGAAAAAGAAGAAUGGGAAGUUGAGCAGCUCCUCUUCUUCCUCCGAGUCUGAUGAAGAAUCGAUGUCGGAGGGAGAGAUCGCAGCCCUGAAGGAACAGGUAGAGGAGAAGAAGAAGCUGAUCGCUACGUUAAGAAACAAACCCUGGCGGAUGAAGAGGAGACUCAUAGUGCUCAAGGAGGCCCAGGAGUUUGUUGAAGAGUUUGAAGGAGCUCUUGGGAAAGGAAGAGGCAGGAAGCUGUAUGCGUUCAAAGUCAUGCUGACAAAGAAACUUAUCAAGUUUAAACGUGACUUUGAGAACUUCAAAACAGCCUGUAUACCCUGGGAGAGAAAGAUAAAGGAAGUAGAAAGUCACUUUGGGUCCUCUGUGGCAUCCUUCUUUAUUUUUCUGAGGUGGAUGUAUGGUCUGAAUCUGGUCCUUUUUGGGUUCAUGUUUGGCCUGGUGGUGCUUCCUGAGGUCCUUAUGGGUCUUCCCUAUGGCUCCAUUCCCAGGAAGACUGUCCCCCGAGACGAGCAGGCGACAGCCAUGGACUUCUCUGUGCUCUUCGACUUUGGUGGAUACUGCAAGUACUCCUUUUUGUUCUAUGGCUACUACAACAAUGAGCGAACGAUUGGACUGCUGCAGUUCAAACUCCCUCUGUCAUACCUGCUUGUGGGUGUUGGCAUCUUUGGAUACAGCCUGAUGGUUGUCAUUAGAACGAUGGCUCGUAACUCAAAUGAAGGAGGAGAUGGGGCGGAGGAGGGAGAGUUCACCUUCAGCUGGAAGAUGUUCACCAGCUGGGACUUCCUCAUAGGAAACCCUGAGACUGCAGACAAUAAGUACGCCUCAAUUACCACCAGCUUCAAGGAAUCCAUUGUGGAUGAACAGGAGAACCAGAAAGAUGAGAACAUCCAUCUUCGACGGUUCCUCAGGGUUCUUGCGAACUUUCUGAUCCUGUGCUGCCUUGGAGGCAGUGGAUACCUCAUCUACUUUGUGGUGAAACGUUCUCAGGAGUUUGCUGAGAUGAAGAAAGAAGAUCUCUCGUGGUUUGAAAAGAAUGAGGUGGAGUUUGUGAUGUCUCUGCUGGGCCUGGUGUGUCCUCCUCUGUUUGAAACAAUUGCAGAGUUGGAAGAUUAUCACCCUCGAAUUGCCCUUAAGUGGCAGCUGGGUCGAAUCUUUGCCCUCUUCCUGGGAAACCUUUACACCUUCCUCUUUGCCCUGUUUGAUGAGGUUACUGCCAAGUUGGAGAGGGAGAAGUCAAUCAAGAAUGCCACCGAAUGGUCUUUGAAUCAGUAUUAUGCCAACUACACCUACCACUUCAACACGACAGAUGUGCCUCCUCCAGCUGUGAACCCAGCCGAUGUCGUCAGAGGACCCUGCUGGGAAACUGGAGUGGGAAUAGAAUUUGUGAAGCUGAUCGUGUCAGACAUGCAGGUGACCUAUCUGACAAUCCUGAUUGGUGACUUUCUGCGAGCUCUCAUUGUUCGCUUCCUCAACUACUGCUGGUGCUGGGACCUGGAGGCUGGAUUCCCUUCAUAUGGAGAGUUUGACAUCAGUGGAAAUGUGCUGGGGCUUGUCUUCAAUCAAGGAAUGAUAUGGAUGGGAGCUUUUUAUGCUCCGGGUCUGGUGGGUCUGAACGUUUUGCGUCUCCUGUGCUCGAUGUACUAUCAGUGCUGGGCAGUAAUGUCCUGUAAUGUUCCUCAUGAGCGAGUCUUCAAAGCCUCACGUUCCAACAACUUCUACAUGGGCCUGCUGCUACUCGUGCUGUUCCUCAGCCUGCUUCCAGUCGUCUACACUAUCAUGACCUUGCCCCCUUCUUUCGAUUGUGGGCCGUUCAGUGGUCAAGAGAAGAUGUAUGACGUGGUAAUAGAAACUAUAGAACAGGAUCUACCAUCCUUCAUAGGGAACAUUUUUACUUAUGCCACCAACCCUGGACUCAUCAUGCCUGCUGUCCUCCUCAUGGUGUUGGCCAUCUACUACCUGAAUGCAGUGUCAAAAGGAUACCAACAAGCCAACGCCGACCUUAAAAGGAAGAUGCAAAUGGCUCGAGAUGAGGAGAAGAACCGCAGGAACAACAAGGACAGCACUAAUCAAGUGAUGAAAGACUUGGAGGACUUGCUGCCAAACAAGUCUCUAAUACCGCCUCCCACUGAGGAAGAGCCACCCCCACCUGAUGUCGUAAUUGAGAAGGGCAGCAAGUCUCCCAAAACGAAGCCAGGUGCAGCAGGGAAAGGGGUUAAUCUGCAAAAGGAUGUGUCACUGGCUGCCCCAAACCCCAGAGGGCCAGUGACCCGUGCCCCAGGGCCAAGAGGGGGGCCUCCUGGAAAUGCCAGGGGGCCUCAACCUGGGCCGGGCAGAGGAAGAGGUCGGGGUGGGCCUCCAAGGCAUUAA
Molecule: messenger RNA, 2829 nt
Organism: Toxotes jaculatrix (banded archerfish)
Lineage: Eukaryota; Metazoa; Chordata; Actinopteri; Toxotidae
Gene: tmc2b
Product: transmembrane channel-like 2b
Exons: 20
Coding region: 1-2829 (942 amino acids)
Biological process (GO): detection of mechanical stimulus involved in sensory perception of sound; vestibular reflex
Cellular component (GO): plasma membrane
Molecular function (GO): mechanosensitive monoatomic ion channel activity
Source: RefSeq, a predicted model, not a curated record